This is a messenger RNA of Rhagoletis zephyria (snowberry fruit fly), 1257 nucleotides long. The record is from RefSeq and is a predicted model, not a curated record. Lineage: Eukaryota; Metazoa; Arthropoda; Insecta; Diptera; Tephritidae.
AUGAAUGGUCAAAUGGACGAGCAAGACCGGCAGUUUUUCAAGGACAACAAUGUCAAUUUCGAAGGUCGGGAGUAUUUCACUAAGCCCAUCUACGAUUAUCGCGAUGACCCUCGUUUGAAUCCCGAAAUUCGAGAGAAGCUAGCAAAGCUCAACUACGUGACGCCGACGCCCAUUCAGGCCAUCUCUAUUCCCAUGGUGCUGGAUGACAAAGACUUCAUUGGCAUCAGCCAAACUGGCUCUGGAAAAACUCUGGCCUUUCUUCUGCCAGUUUUCGUUAAGCUUUCUCAAGGACUACUCUCCACGGACACUGGCGGUCAGUAUGGUCCAACUCAUCCAAGUGUGAUGGUCCUAGCUCCAACUCGGGAGUUAGCUCUUCAGACAAAAGAAGUCGUGGACAACUUUGGGUUGUACAAGACGAUCUGUCUUUAUGGCGGCACUUCUCGCAUUGAACAGAUCAAUUACGUUCGACGAAACCGUCCUCCGAUCAUUGUUGGAACUCCUGGACGCGUGAACGAUCUGAUGGAAUCGAGCGUUUUCGAAGUUGACCAGGUUAAAUAUCUGGUCCUUGAUGAGGCUGAUCGCAUGUUUGACAUGGGUUUCUACCCCCAAAUUCAACGAAUCAUCGAUCAAUGUCGUAACCCUGACCGUCAAACCCUGCUCUUCUCGGCAACUUGGGAAGGAAAGGUGGAGCAUCUGGCUAACCCCUUUAUGCGGACCAACCAUCGCGUUUUUGCUUGUAUUGGUCAGCUCAACUUGAAGGCAAACAAGGCUAUCAAGCAGCACCUGAUGCUCUGUACCGAGUACCAGAAGAAGGGACUCCUCAAAAAGAUCCUGCAAGAGUUUAAAGGCUACAAAGUCAUCGUCUUCGCAAACACCAAAAUGCGAACCUCUGAGCUAACUAGCAUCUGCGAUCGUAGCAUGGGAAAAUCCGAGUUUAUUCAUGGCGAUGUUGAACAGGCUCGACGUACUCGCAUCGUCAAAGAAUUUGACAACGGCCGAUUCUCGGUUCUUUUCGCAACGGAUGUCGCUUCUCGCGGUCUAGAUAUCGAUGACAUUCAUGUCGUAGUCAACUAUGAUUUCCCAAACGACGUCGAAUCCUACGUCCAUCGUAUUGGUCGCUCGGGCCGAAAUGGAAAAACGGGCAAAUCAUUCACUUUUGUGACUGAUCGCCUUUUCUCGAGCCCACAUCUUCACCGAGAGCUGAUCAAAGUGGUAGCGGAAUCUGGCAACACCGUGCCACCAAACCUGAACUACUAA